AAUUGGCCAGUCUGGUCUGUCUGUAUCAGACUGUCUGGUGAAAUCUACCUCUGAUGGACACCUCCUACACUGUGCAAAAGCCCAGGUCACGUCACCUCCAGCUGUGGAAGAAACGGAGCUGCUCCAGAAGCUUUACCAUCUCCUGGAAGCCAAGGGGUUUCAGACAAGGAUGGAAGGAGUGGAACUCCUCCUAGACCUGUGCAAAACCAGCCCCCAGCUCAUCUCCACUAACAUUGCCCAAAUUUUUGAAUAUUUUGUCCUGAGAAUAUCUGACAGCCACAAGAAAGUGAAGCAGAGGGCACUGGACGUGCUGGCUGAAAUCACAGGGGCCCUGAAAGAUGCUUUGAACCCGGUGAUCAUUGGUUUGGUGGAGGGAAUAACAAAGAACCUGAACUCAAAGGAUCCCAGGAUUCGUGGGGCAGCUGUGAAAGCACUGGGAGAAUCCAUUGCUCAUUUGGAUAAAGUGUCACUGCUGAAAGAGUUCAGCUACCAAUGGAAUCACCUGAGUGGCCAAGCCCUGCUGGAUGUCACUGAGUGUAUCACAGUGCUGGUGCAGGGGGUUCAUGCCAGGAGCCCUGAAGUCGUCCAGCGCGACGCCCUGCCCGUGCUCUGGUCCUUCCUGGGGAACAAGGCGCUGCCUGUGCGGAGCGCCAACGUCCGCACCAUGGCCACCAAGCUCGCCUCUGCCCUCUACAAGGUGAUGGGCACUCAGCUGAAGAAAUGUGCUGCCAGCAAGCCUCCACAUGUGCGGGAAAACCUCUCCAAAAUAUUGGGCUGGUGAAGAUCUGGCUGGUUAUAGUCUUGCCAAGAAGUUUUCUCCAGACUCUUCCCAUAUUCCCUCACCCACAAAGUCCUCGUCUCCUGUCCAGAAGAGCUCUUUCCUCCAAGCUCAAGAAGAAGCUGCCGCCUGUAUGAAGAGUGUUUGAAGAAUAGGAUUGAUAUGUUAGGCUUCAUAGUUACAGAUGUACAUAUGUUCUGAUCUUUAGAUAUAGUUUUGAAUUAAUGUGUUUUGAUUGUAUCUUUAAAAUUUGAUUACAUAUUUUAAUUGUAUAUAUUUUUGAUGAUGAAAAGAAAAUAAAUAGAUAAAUAAAUAAAAUAUAAAUAAACCAAGAGAAGAAUGUGAGACCAGGACCUG
This is a messenger RNA of Zonotrichia leucophrys gambelii, 1135 nucleotides long. Its product is annotated as TOG array regulator of axonemal microtubules protein 2-like. Lineage: Eukaryota; Metazoa; Chordata; Aves; Passeriformes; Passerellidae. Gene Ontology annotation, cellular component: cilium; cytoplasmic microtubule. The coding region runs from base 170 to 781 and encodes 203 amino acids. The transcript is spliced from 6 exons. The record is from RefSeq and is a predicted model, not a curated record. Gene Ontology annotation, molecular function: microtubule binding. Gene Ontology annotation, biological process: microtubule cytoskeleton organization.